AUGCUAGGAGCUCCUGCCACCAAUGCUGCAAAGCGAGUGAGGGUGAGUAAAACCGUCCUUGAAUGUUUGAAGCGAGUCUUUUUUUUUUUUUGCGUUUUUUUGUUUCAGUUAAAUUCUAUCUUUUUGGGCCUUUUUUUGUCUGUCUUGAAAUUACUUUCAGCUGUAUUUUGGGUUCCUUUGCUUUUAGUUAACUGUUGAAAUACCGGAGGAGAAGCAAGAAUGUAUUAUCCGUCUACUUGGCCUGCAGGAUGCUUGUGAAGUUGUCUCUAUUAGACGGGUUCAAUCUGGGAACGGUUGGUACUGCGAUGCUCUUGAACAAUGUAUUGUUACCUUUUAUUUAUCGGCUAAAAUUUUCCCCCAACAUCAUGGUUGCGCAGAAUACACCGUAGGAUAUUCCUUCGCUUUUGUAAAAAAAUUAUUACAGCUUCUUUAUUGAUAUAUGUAUACUAUAUAAGUUCUAUUAGUUCAUUUUUGAAAAGCGCGCCACGUUUACAACGAUUAUCACUUGCAACUUGAUCAUGCCCUUUCAACCAAGGUUAGGUCAUACCAUAUCCUGUUUCGGCCAAAUCUAAACUUUAUAGACAAUUCCAUCAGCAGUUUUUAUCAAAGAAACAAAAAAUUCACUGUGUACAGCAAUUCCAUAACCCUAAACUAAGCGUUACAUUAGGACACAGCAUUUGGCGCUUGAAGUAGUGAAAAUUUCUCGCAGAUUUCUGUAUCAUCUGUAGUACUUUACACGACCUCGUACUUAUUUCAGAAUAUUACUAACCCUCUUCUCUGUUCGUUCAUUAGAAAAAACUACUUUUUUCACCUUUCUUUCCAGGCCGAAAACGUUUCGCUGUGCCAAGAGAUGAUGAUACGUCUGCGCCGCCUACACCAGUUCGCAUCUUCCCGGCAAGAUACGAAGUCGCAUCUCCUGCAGAAGUACAGCAGCCGGUCGUAUCGGAUGAUGUAGUGGAGGGAGAUGACAACAUUCCAGUUUCGACCUGUGAUUUUUGCCUAAGAAGCCCCUGCAUAACGCGGUCGGAAUUCAAACCGAUGGGUCGUGGCGAGGCUAGAAUAACCAACCACACUAAACGCCGUAAGGAUUAUAAAUGGUUCUGGCGCACCCUAAAAGACUGUGGGCUAUGGGAAAACCCAACCUACCUUGCAAGAAAGCAGGAGCUGGGCCGCAUGAUCGACGACGUACGAGAGGUCAUGCCGCUUUGCGUGGUGAAGGACAUUCGUGAACGGUGGCCAAAUCCACCCAACGUCCCUUACCAAGGCCAUCGUCGUUCAUAA
Messenger RNA from Porites lobata, 1281 nucleotides. NCBI's taxonomy places the organism in Eukaryota, Metazoa, Cnidaria, Anthozoa, Scleractinia, Poritidae. The record is from the annotation of a GenBank genome assembly.